Messenger RNA from Manihot esculenta (cassava), 5053 nucleotides. RefSeq lists its product as uncharacterized. The record is from RefSeq and is a predicted model, not a curated record. NCBI's taxonomy places the organism in Eukaryota, Viridiplantae, Streptophyta, Magnoliopsida, Malpighiales, Euphorbiaceae. Bases 220 to 3963 code for a protein of 1247 amino acids. The transcript is spliced from 18 exons.
CCAUCUUAAAUAAAAUCAUCGCUCUUCAAUCUUUCUCUCUCUUUCGCUUUUUCACUUCCUGUUACAGAGACACACAACGAAACCACUUACAAUUUCGAUUCUCCGUUCAAAUGUGGAGUCUUCGUCUAGAUACUGACUUCGUAGAGCUCCUUUCUCUGCCCUAAAACUGUAAUCUGCUGCUUUCUCCGCAAUCUCACAUACAGAUUCCGUCUCCUAUUCAUGUCUUCUACCUUCAGUCCUUCCCGGAACAGCCACGGCAGUUCCCGGUUUCCGCUCUACCAGCUCUCCGCCUAUGGUAGCGCGUCUCGUCUGAGAUCUUCUUCUAUUAAGAAGCCUCCCGAGCCCCUUCGCCAUGCCAUCGCUGAUUGCCUCUCCUCCGCUGCUGCAGCUGCCGUCUCCACCUCACACCAUGGGAAUCCUUCGGUCUCUGUCACUGAAGCUUCUAGAACUCUUCGCGAUUAUCUUGCAUCACCUGCAACAACUGACCUGGCUUAUACUGUAAUUUUAGAACAUACAAUUGCUGAAAGGGAGCGCAGCCCACAAGUUGUUGCAAGGUGUGUCGCACUUUUAAAGCGGUACCUUCUACGAUAUAAACCAAGCGAAGAGACAUUGCUUCAGAUUGAUCGGUUUUGUGUGUGCACAAUUGCUGAGUGUGAUGCAAGUCCAAAUAAAUGGCUGUCACCAUGGUCACGUUCUCUGAAUCAACAAUCCGUUGUGUCAGCAGCUUCUACAAAUUCUUCACCUUCUUUGCCUGUAUCUAGUUUUGCUUCGGGGGCACUUGUAAAGUCAUUAAAUUAUGUGCGUUCUCUAGUGGCUAAAUAUGUCCCCAAGCGGUCAUUCCAACCAGCAGCUUUUGCUGGAGCUCCCUCUGCAUCAAGACAGUCGCUUCCAUCACUGUCAUCUUUGUUGAGUAGAUCCUUUAAUUCCCAAUUAAACCCUGCUAAUGGCGGGGAAUCUUCAGAGAAGAAAGAUGCUAUCACCUUACCUGUUUCAAACUUAUCAAAUAUGGAAAAAGUUGACGCAGGGGAAGAUCUGAAUUAUAUUGCUGCUGAUGUUUUGAAGUGGUAUUGGGUUGGGGAACAUUCGCUGUCAUUUCUUUCUGCUGAAAAUGGCCGUGCUGUGGACCUCCAAGAUAUGGGCAUACGAAAUUUUCUAGAAUUAGGUGCUGCAGCUCUGCUCGUGGGAGACAUGGAAGCGAAAAUGAAGGGUCAGCCUUGGAAAUAUUUUGGAACUACAGAUAUGCCUUAUCUUGAUCAACUGUUGCAGCCCUCAUCAUUUACGACAAUCACUAAUUCAGCCUCUGCUCGUCCUCAUUUGAGAGCAAUAACAGCAUCUAAACGCAGUAAAUCAGGACCUCGCCAAAUUUGGAAGGAUUCUCCUGCAAGCACAUUUCGCACACGUGCUCGACCACUUUUCCAGUAUCGCCACUAUAGUGAACAGCAACCACUACGACUGAAUCCUGCUGAGGUAUGUGAGGUUAUUGCUGCUGUUAGCUCAGAGACAUAUUCUCCGGGUGCUAAUAACUUCACCUUAACAUCUAGACUAAGUAAUAACAGUGGGAAGCCAUCAAUGGAUGUGGCUGUGAGCGUCCUUAUCAAACUUGUCAUUGACAUGUAUGUAUUGGACUCUGGGACUGCUGCUCCCCUCACUCUGUCCAUGCUUGAGGAAAUGCUUAGUUCUCCAAAAGCAACUUGUAGGGUUCGUGCUUUUGAUUUGAUUCUGAACCUUGGUGUCCAUGGUCAUCUACUGGAACCAAUGAUGGUGGAUGACUCUUCUACAAUUAAAGAAGAGUAUUCACAGGAGGCAUUUGCUGAUACCGAUGAGCAACUUGCAGCACAGGAGAAUAGGAAAGCAGAUUCUACUAACAAGUUGGGCUCUUUGUCAGCUAUUGAUAACUUUGAAUCUUGGAUUUUAAACAUUUUGUAUGAGAUACUUCUUCUUCUUGUCCAGACACAAGAGAAGGAAGAAUCCGUCUGGGCAUCUGCUUUGAGCUGUUUACUUUAUUUUGUUUGUGAUAGAGGCAAAAUCCUUAGAAAACGGUUGGAAGGUCUUGACAUAAGGGUUAUUAAGAGAAUUGUAGAGAUUAGCAGGAUAAAUUCUUGGGCAGAAUUAGUUCAUAGCAGGCUUAUUUGCAUGUUAACAAAUAUGUGUUAUCAAGUUCCUGAUGAGCCAACACUAGAUGUUUCAAAGGCACCGGUUUUUCUCAUAGACCAGGUUGACCUGAUUGGAGGAAUUGAGUUCUUUUUCUAUGAGUAUUCUCUUUCUUCCUUGAGAGAAGACAGGAGAAAUCUAUAUUUGGUUCUUUUUGACUAUGCUUUGCAUCAAAUAAAUGAAGCAUGUAUAGCUACUGGAGUUUCUGAAUAUAGUGAUGAUGAGAUUCAACUUCUAUCAGCCCUGCUUUCUCUUGCUGGUGCACCUGAAGCUUUUUAUAUUUCUGUUAAACUUGGAGUAGAAGGCAUUGGGGAGCUUCUGAGAAGAUCAGUUUCUGCUGCUUUGUCUAGAUAUUCCAACAAUGAACGACUAAAUAUGCUCUUAGAGAAUAUCACAGAGAGAUUGGAUGCAAUAAUUGCAUCUUUUACUCAUUUGGACAAAGAGUUUUCCCAUCUAAUGCAGAUGUCAAAAUCUUACAAGUUCCUAGAAAGCAUUGGGAAUGCAGGCUUAAGAAAUAGUGUUAUCAUGAAAGCAAAGCUUGCAUGGGCCACUUUGCAUUCCCUUCUUCAUUCAGAAAGAGUUGCUUACCGCCAGAAUGGCUAUACCUGGUUAGGUGAUCUACUUAUUAUGGAAAUUACUGAUGGAAGGGAUGAGAGCAUAUGGUCGAAUAUCAAAAACUUGCAGCAUAUAAUUGCCCGUGCUAGUGUUCAUGAUUCUUCAGACGCGUCAGAUGUUCCUUUGUCCAUUUGGCUUAUGUGUGGACUUCUGAAGUCCAAGGACUACGUCAUCAGAUGGGGUUUCCUAUUUGUCCUAGAGAGGCUUCUCAUGCGAUGUAAAUUUUUAUUGGAUGAGAAUGAAAUGCAACAGUUAAACAGCGGCAGUUCUGGUCAUGGACAUUUGGAUAACCGGCUUGAGAAAGCCAAUGCAGUGAUAGACAUUAUGAGCAGUGCCUUAUCUUUGGUAGCCCAAAUAAAUGAAACAGAUCGCAUAAACAUUUUGAAGAUGUGUGACAUACUAUUCUCUCAGUUGUGCCUGAAAGUUCUACCGUCAACUGUGAUGCCAUAUGGAGAAAAUACCCAACAAGGUACAGUUUAUGGGGGCACAGUAGCUGAGGUUAAACAAAUUGAUGGUGCUGAGCGGGUCUCUCAGCAAGAAAAUAGUUCCCAGAUUGAAUUUGAGGAAACUGAUGGCAGGUCCAGCUACAGCAUUAAUAAUCCUCUGAAGUGUGAGAUGGCUUCAAUGGCAGCCAUGCUUCUGAAAGGACAGGCUAUUGUUCCUAUGCAAUUAGUUACACGUGUUCCUGCUGUAUUGUUCUAUUGGCCAUUGAUUCAGCUUGCUGGCGCAGCAGCAGACAAUAUUUCACUGGGUGUUGCCGUUGGUAGCAAAGGAAGAGGAAACCUUCCUGGUGCUGCAUCAGAUAUUAGGGCCACUCUUUUAUUGCUUCUAAUUGGUAAAUGCACAGCAGACCCUUCUGCAUUUCAAGAAGUUGGUGGAGAACAGUUCUUUAGGGAACUUUUAGAUGAUACAGAUUCAAGGGUAGCGUAUUACUCUUCUGCUUUUCUUUUGAAGAGAAUGAUGACAGAAAAACCUGAUGAGUACCAACACAUGCUUCAGAAUCUUGUCUUCAAAGCACAACAGGACCUUGUCUCAUUUUUGUGGUGCUAUUAUAGUUCUUCUUAUGGGAUAGCACUGAUGAAUAUCACUUACCUUUUUGCUCGUGCUUCUGCUGUUCAGAGCAACAAUGAAAAGCUGUUGGAAAAUCCAUACCUUCAGAUGCGUGGGAUACUCCAGUUAUCAAAUGAUGGGCUAUAAUCUAGUGACCCCCAUGCAAUUUUAUUGCUUCUAAUCUUGGAGAGACUGCAGUCGUGCAUAACUUGCUGUUCUUUGUUCAACAGUCAUGGUCUUCCACCUGGCAACAUUUGACCGAGUUCUGAAAAUCCAUAAUUGGAUUGUACUUAUUUUUUAGGCAUAAGUUGAAAAGCUACUCUGAUUCAUGGAGUACUUCAGCAAGGCAAAAUUUUUUUAUUGAAGUAGCCGCAGGUUCCUAGACCUCCUCUUCCCAAAUGAAAUAUAAGAAGGCUGAUUACACAAAAUUGAAAUUCGUACGAGUUGGACAUCCAUUGUGCUUUAUAUAUAUGCACAUACUAGAUGAGACUCCUCUUCAGUUUUUUUCACCUUGACAACUAGGAAAACAGUGAGUUUGAUGCUGCUGCUUAUAGUCAUAUCUGCUGUUGGGAACUUCUUCACACAAUCAUGCAUUGACGUCAUACGGAGAUUGUUAUCUGGAGACUGGAGACCUUUUGCUAAACCCAGACUACAAAUUCAAGAAAAUUUUUGGAGUAAUUAUAUUCAUUGGUUGGCCAUCCAUUUUGCCUCUUGUUCAGAUUCUGAGAUUUAACAUAUCCUCAGGUUCAGUAAAUCUGUGUGCAUUUUGCCUACAGAAGAUUUUCCCGGCAAUAUCAGGAGAAUCCUUGUUUUUGUCUGUACAGAAUUGUUUCUUCUUGGCCAUUCAUUUCCCUUUUUUUUUAAUAUUCCAGAAGUUAACAUUAGUGCUGGCUUCAUUUUUAAACAGCCAUCCUCGCAUAAUAAAAACUGUGAGUUCUUUCCAACUCUUGAGGUUUAUUAACUUAAUUGUGAGAAGAACACACCUAGGAUUUUGUAUGCUGAGAAAAGUGGGCUUAAGGCGAUCGAAGCAGGCUUGGUUCACAAGGCUCUGUUACGUUUUGGUGAGGUCUGUGACUAAAGACAUCUUCAUAAGUCCACUGAUAUGUUUUAUUGGAAUAUGUAAAUAUGUAAUUUCAUAUUAUUUCUGUAGCAAGUGCGAUUGUUGUAAGAAAUUAUCUUAUUCUUGUUUUGACUAGAAAUGUGUGAGCUGAUUUAAAUAAAUAGAAAAUUUUGGUCA